GGAUGCAAGCAAGUCCAUCAUGGCUUCAUUGAAGACUUGUGUUUUCUUGGUUUUGGUGCUGGCAGGCUGGCAGCUAGGAGUUGUCUUGGGAGAGGAGGAGAACGAGGAGCAGGGGGGAGAUGAAGGCCAGGGGGGAGACGGUGGUGGUGGUGGUGAAGAGUCUCAGGGUGGAGGAGGUUGGGGCGAUGGAGGCCAGGCGAAGCCAGGUGGAGCCAGGACAGAGUGCACCACCAAGAAGUCCAGUCACCAGGUGCUGUUGAUGACACAGCUUCCCAAAAGCAAGACCCCGAGCCAGAUCCGCUGCAGCGGAAGCCUCGUUGACCGAUACUGGGUGCUGACCGCUGCCAACUGUGACCAUCCUGAUCUGGUGGCUGUGCUUGGUAAAGACCUCAAGCUGGAGAAACGGGUCGUGUACAAGAUCAAGGGAAAGUAUACCUACGAUCAGCCUGGUAGUCACAACAUCAUGUUGCUGCAACUGGACAACCCCUUGCUCGAACGGCUAAAAAAAUACCCGCUCAUCAGCAUGCCAGCCAAGGGGGCGUGCACCAACCCGGCGCCCGACAACAAUAUACAUCUCAUUGGCUGGAAGGAAGCCACCAAUGUCCAAAGACAGGGUGGAGCACUAAAUAAAGACAGGUUACCCUUUGCCAUGUGUGGGGACCUGAAGGUGACGAAAUGUGGGGCUUCGCCUGAACUACUCUGCACUGAGGGUGACGACAGCAAUGCCUGUAGUGGGGAUUCUGGCGGUGCACUUAUCUAUGAUGGACUGCUCUAUGGAGUAGUCAGUGCCAAAGAGAAAAAGACUUCUUGCUCAAUCAAGUACUCAAGUAUCUGUUUCUACCAGAAGUGGAUCAAUAAGAUAAUGGAAAAGAAUUCUAAAUGGUACAAAAACAUAUUUUGAAAUUACAAAGGUAAUUUCAAAAGGUGCUUUGUUUGAUGAUAAUGAAGAAUAAAGAACUCAAAAUGA
Molecule: messenger RNA, 967 nt
Organism: Alosa alosa (allis shad)
Lineage: Eukaryota; Metazoa; Chordata; Actinopteri; Clupeiformes; Clupeidae
Product: kallikrein-7-like
Exons: 5
Coding region: 20-901 (293 amino acids)
Biological process (GO): proteolysis
Molecular function (GO): serine-type endopeptidase activity
Source: RefSeq, a predicted model, not a curated record